CACUCACAAUGAUUUCAAAUCUCUAUGCAACUCGUGAAAAAGACAUGGAAAAGAACCUCCAUUCCCUUGUGAAAAGGUUUGAAAAAGUAGCAAAUAGACUGGAAAAGGUUUUAGGAAUUGCUAUAGAGGCAGAAGAAGGUUCUAGAGAUGAGGAGAAGAGUGUUGAAGCAGAGUUUAACGCGUUUUUUAUUCCAAUUAUGAAGGAAUAUCUUUGUUUUAGUGAAAAAUUAGAUGAGAAAGUGAUGGAGCAGGCACAAUGUGUUAUGGAGGCAUUUGAAAUGCACGGAGAAUUUAUUAAGAAAGGAACAUGUAUGGAAAAGCCGGAUUUUUCAUCGACAGAAUUUCAGACGUUAAUUAAGCCUCUUCAACAUAAGAUUGAUGAGGUAGUUAGUAUUCGGGAUAAGAAUCGUGGGUCAGAAAUGUUUAAUCAUCUUUCUAUGGUUAGUGAAGGGAUUGCAGCUCUUGGAUGGAUUAUGGUAGAACCGACACCAGUGCUUUAUAUUGGGGAUAUGAAAGAUAGUGCACAAUUUUAUGCAAAUAGAAUUCUUAAAGAAAAAGGAACAGUAGAUACGAAAUGGGUAUAUUCAUUUAUUAAUUUAUUAACUGAAUUACAAUCGUAUGUUAAAACGUACUACAAUGAAGGAUUUUUAUGGAAUUCAAAUAAAACAAAUAUAAAAGACGAUGAAGGGGCUCAUAAUAGUACAGUCAAGACAGAAGGAGAAGAAGAAGCAGUUUCACAGGAUCAUAUAGCGAAAAUUGAAGCUAAAGGAUCGACUAGUAUUGAAUCAGUUUUUUCAGAGCUUAAUAUGGGCGAGUCUAUUACGAAAAAAUUGCGUAAAGUCGAUAAAAGUCAGAUAACACAAGAAUGCCCAUCUUAUCAGAAACAAUUGCCAGUUCCUUCUAAUGAUCGAUUACCCCAAAUUUCGACAGCAGAGGAAAAAAAACCCAAGUUGCCAUGUAAAAAAGAACUUGUGGGUUCACGCUGGAAUAUUGAAAAUUUUGAAGAUAACCAAAAUAUUGUCAUUAAUGAACUUGAAACGAAUCAAACAAUCUAUAUUUUCAAUUGCAAAAGAUGUACAAUCCAUCUUAAAGGAAAAGCAAAUACAGUCUAUAUAGAUCAAUUGUUCAAUUGCGGAUUAAUAAUAGAUACACUUAUUUCAGGUAUUGAGCUUACUCGAUCCACAUCGCUUGAAAUUCAGAUUUCGGGCUAUACCCCAAUAAUAACACUCGAUCAAUGUGAUAAUAGCCAAAUCUAUCUUUCUCCAAAAUGCUUAAGCAUUGAAAUUAUAACUAGCAAGUCUAGCAGUAUUAAUGUUCAUGCUCUAGAGGAAGAAAAUGGCGAUUAUGUAGAACAUCAUAUACCAGAGAUGCUUAAGAGCACAUUUACGAAUGGAAAACUUGUAACCGGCUUUGUUGAACAUUUAGGUUAAUGUCUAUAAUUAUUGCACGUUAUAUUUCUUUUGCGUCUUUUUAUAU
Molecule: messenger RNA, 1476 nt
Organism: Pneumocystis carinii B80
Lineage: Eukaryota; Fungi; Ascomycota; Pneumocystomycetes; Pneumocystales; Pneumocystaceae
Exons: 7
Coding region: 9-1430 (473 amino acids)
Biological process (GO): cytoskeleton organization; regulation of adenylate cyclase activity
Cellular component (GO): cytoplasm
Molecular function (GO): adenylate cyclase binding; actin binding
Source: RefSeq, a predicted model, not a curated record